AUGGCCAUGGAUAUGGAUAUGGGCUUCUUGCCCACUAUUAAAUGCUCCAGUUGUGGGAACAAUGUUGAGAUCUUCGCGAUGGGAGACCAUGUGUGUGCCCCGGUCUUUCAUGCCCCUAUUGCACCCCCAUCACCGCCCCCGUCCGCGGGGUUCGAUUCCGCAGACCGACUGACGGCUGCGAUGGCUGUCAAACCCGGUCGGUCUGGGGCUCCGCCACGGAUUGAUCCGUCGAUCGCAAAUCGUGCAUUCCUUCAACCGAACAUACCGACGCCAGCGAGCAGCAUUGGGCAAGCACCGUCGCCGCUUUCAGUGUCAGCGCCUCGCUCACCCUUUCAACCAUCCCCUCGUGAGCAAGUAUCACCGGACGAUGAAUCUGUGAUUAAUCUAGACUCGGUGUUUUCAUUUCCCAUGCCGGGAAACCGGGCGCCGACUCGUAUAUCGACACCGGGGUUGUUAGGUGAAGCGCCAUCCCGAUCUAUGACAACCCCAUCUCCACGACCAGGGCUCGGGCUGGAUCUGGUACCGGAGAACAUACAACUUCCACCGAGCCCCCUUCCACCAGCUCCUGAGACCAUGGACGUGAGUCACCAACGGGGGGAUUCUCUAGCUAGCCAUAGCAGCUACCGCACCUCUUUGGCAAGCACUCGUUAUGGCAGUUCGACAGCAAGAUCCUCAACGAAUAGCUUCUCACGGGGGUUUCGCACUUUUAUAGAUGAUACGCCGCCGCUGCCACCUGCACCACUCCGCACACCUAAAAAGUCCUCCUUCUCGCAAGAUUUGCAUUUGUCGUUACGUUCAUCAAAUCGGAGUGACCGACCUGGGGAAAGUUAUAGUGGAUUUGAUUUCGACCUUCCGGCAGGGUCUACGGCCUUGCACGAUCUCCCUGAGGGGCGGUCUCCCACGGAUUUGUUCAAAGGCGACCCCGAUCACCUCUUAAGCAUACCCCCGCAGAACCAUUUACAUCCUGCGGCUGCCGAGUCAGCAUACGAUGAGCCAAGAAAGAAUUCCGACGCAAGCGAGAGCAAUAUGUCUAUCACAAGCUUUGCACGAGCUCUGGGUUUAGACGAACAUAUGCCCGAAGCAGAGAGCUCUGUAUCAUCCGACUCGCGAUCAGAGACCCGCAGUGGAAGCUCCAUGUCUAGCCUUCCAUCCGAUGUCAGUGUCAACCGAUAUAAGCCUGCUGACCCUCUCAAUCUGGGACCCUUGGUUGAGGAGUUACCCGUACGAACGCGACAGACUAUCUUGGAAGUACCAGGUCGCAUGCGUAGCCCGAUGGAUGAUGUUCCCACCAUUCCCGCUGCGUUCUUUAGUCCAGAUUCCCCGACUGAUCCAGCUAUUCACCAUGGCAGUUUAUCAUUGAUUGCGGAGAGACGAGAGAAUCAAAUCCCAAAGUCAACACCCCAGGAAGCCCAAGCAUCCCGCAAUUUUGAGGAGCCUAAAGAACCUGAACCUGAAGUACCUCUCUCACCUAAGCCGGUGCAGCGGUCGGCGACGGCACCUAUUCCCCGACCCUCAACUCGAUCUACAACGAGGAGCAAGGGCCUAUGUAAAGGCUGUGGCGAGGAGAUCACAGGAAAGUCAAUCUCUUCGUCAGACGGUCGUUUGACAGGGCGAUACCACCGUGGCUGUUUUGUUUGCUUUGAAUGCUCCUCGCCUUUCCCAUCAGCCGAUUUCUACGUUCUGAACAACCGCCCGUAUUGCGCACAACACUACCACGAGCGUAACGGAUCUUUAUGCUCUACUUGCCAUUGCGGAAUCGAGGGUCAAUAUCUGGAAACUGUCGAGCGGAACCAGAAUCGACCCGAGCGCCGUCGCUUCCACCCCGACUGCUUGCAGUGUCGUGCGUGUCAUGUGCUCCUGAAAGGCGAUUACUUUGAGUGGAACGGAGGCGUAUACUGCGAACGAGAUGCCCGGCGCGCAGCAGCAACCUACUACCCACCAUCGCCCGGUCUUCGACGACCUACGAUCGGCUCCUCACCCCUGGCUCAAUCUGCUAGAUAUCCUCCCCCAAGCAGCUACCCGCAUCCUCAACAAAACCAGGGUCUUCGCCCCGGCCCGCGCUUCCCCCCUGGUGGUGCUGGACGCUUCCCUGAGCGAAGGACUACCAAGCUUAUGAUGUUUUAA
Molecule: messenger RNA, 2124 nt
Organism: Penicillium longicatenatum
Lineage: Eukaryota; Fungi; Ascomycota; Eurotiomycetes; Eurotiales; Aspergillaceae
Exons: 3
Coding region: 1-2124 (707 amino acids)
Source: RefSeq, a predicted model, not a curated record